AUGGGACUGCUGGCAAACCUUGUCAUUGCCAUCCUCGUGGUGGCAUUCCUCAUCCUCAUAGCCUUCUUUGGCAGACUCCCAGCACUCAGGCACACACCGGUAGCAUGGCUGCAUCGCCUGAUCUGGAUCAGGAUACCCAGGGCGGUCCUGGCUGCCGACCAGCGCCUCACCUCCGGCCGCCUCACCUCGUCCAUCAGCCGCUUUUUCACCUACAUGCUCUAUGACAAGCACCCCACCAUCCUCGUCUUCUUCCUUCUCCUGCUCACCGUCGGCGAGAUCCUCUACCUGCCUGGAGCCUGGCCGCGCCUGUCCCGCUUCAACCAGGUCUUUGGCUUCAUCAGCAUCGUCCUGCCUUACUGGUUCCUCUACAAGGCCGCCUACACGGACCCGGGCAUCAUCUCGUCGGCUAACCACGCAAGGUACAUGAGCCACUACCCGUACGACUUCACCCUCUUCCACCCGGGCCAGGUCUGUAAGACGUGCCUCCUCCUCAAGCCCGCGCGCAGCAAGCACUGCAGCGUCUGCAAGCGCUGCGUCGCCCGCAUGGACCACCACUGCGUCUUCAUCAACAACUGCGUCGGCUACGCCAACCAGCAUUACUUCCUCCUGCUCCUCCUCACCACCGCCUGGCUGACCACCUACGGCGCGGUCCUGGGCUUCAACCUCGUUCGCGACUCGGCCAUUGCCAAGACGGGCAACGACAACUUUGCCCUCUUCAAGCGCGCUUCGAUGCCCUGGCAGCACUACUUCCUGCUCCUCAUGAUCGGUAUCCAGGCCGACGUCGGCGUCGGCAGCGUCACUCUGCUCACUACUAUGACUACCCCGAUGGUCUGGGCCCUGCUGGGCUACCACGUCUACCUGAUCUGGUGCGGCACCACCACCAACGAGUCCAUGAAGUGGAGCGACUGGAAGAUCGAGAUGGACGAGGGCUGCGCCUUCAAGCGCUCGCUCCACCCCCCACCGCCGCUCGAGCGCCACCGCGACCACGCCGUCGAGCCCGCCUGGACGCGCUGGCCCGUCGAGGCCAUGCAGAUCCUCGUGCGCACCGAGGAUGGCCACCCCCCGCACAAGGAGAGCCCGUACGGCUUUGGCGAGUGGGAGCGCGUCUGGUCCCUCCGCGAGGUCGAGAACCUGUACGACAUUGGGUUCUGGGACAACCUGACGGAUAUCAUGAUCAAGGAGUACUCGUUCCGCGCCGAGGGGAGAGGGGGCUUGCGCGAUGACGACGAGUUUGCCGGGAACGAGGAUGACGUCGAGGCGUACGGGAGCCGGGAGCGGCUUCGCGGUGGUAGCGGUGGUAGCGGUGCAAGUGGCAGUAGGGACGUGACGAGGGACGUGCGGCGGGCGCACAAGGAGCGCGCGCGGAGGAGUAAGAAGCCCAACAUCCCCACGGUAUCGGGGAUUGUCAAUGCGGCGACUUGA
This is a messenger RNA of Microdochium trichocladiopsis, 1422 nucleotides long. Its product is annotated as DHHC palmitoyltransferase-domain-containing protein. Gene Ontology annotation, molecular function: protein-cysteine S-palmitoyltransferase activity. Bases 1 to 1422 code for a protein of 473 amino acids. Gene Ontology annotation, cellular component: endoplasmic reticulum; Golgi apparatus. The transcript is spliced from 2 exons. Gene Ontology annotation, biological process: protein targeting to membrane; peptidyl-L-cysteine S-palmitoylation. The record is from RefSeq and is a predicted model, not a curated record. Lineage: Eukaryota; Fungi; Ascomycota; Sordariomycetes; Xylariales; Microdochiaceae.